AUGUCCGGCCAAAAGACCACCCAGUUUGACACCUUCUCCAAGUUCCUUACUCCCCUCAUCACCACCAGUAUGCAGGUCAAGUUAGAGACCGGCCAAGACACCCAGCAAGACAAACGCUGGUUCGACUGGGAGUCUUUCAAGUCCUCCGUCGACAGGUCUCAAGGUGAUAAUCUCAUCUUUGAUAAUUCCUCCCUCAUUGAGGCGCUCGGCGUUGUCAUGAACGAGAAAGCAAUCAAAUCGCUCACUUUCACCCUCGAGGCGACAUUCACCAACUUGAAGGAGAAGUCCUCGAAUGGAUUCUUGGACUUCAACAAGCCCAGUGACGGGCACAACCUUUCUUUGGUCACGACUAUCAAGGUGCAGGCGGAUAGUUUGGUUGGUGCUUCGUCGAAGAGCUUCUCUGCUACGAUUGAUGCCAUGGAGUUAGUCGUCAUGAAAGGCUUCAAGAACCCUACCUAA
Molecule: messenger RNA, 459 nt
Organism: Colletotrichum godetiae
Lineage: Eukaryota; Fungi; Ascomycota; Sordariomycetes; Glomerellales; Glomerellaceae
Product: delta-endotoxin CytB
Exons: 6
Coding region: 1-459 (152 amino acids)
Source: RefSeq, a predicted model, not a curated record